This is a messenger RNA of Radiomyces spectabilis, 1566 nucleotides long. RefSeq lists its product as uncharacterized. The record is from RefSeq and is a predicted model, not a curated record. The transcript is spliced from 2 exons. Bases 188 to 1426 code for a protein of 412 amino acids. Lineage: Eukaryota; Fungi; Mucoromycota; Mucoromycetes; Mucorales; Radiomycetaceae.
CGAUCUUACCUCUUCUCUUUUAUUUUCUUUCCUUCAUCUCUUUCUGCCAUUUAACCACGAAAACCUGCACAAUGAAUCCAUCCUCAGGUACCCAUAAAAGAUCACCAUUGAAUUUUUUUUUUAUCAAGUGAAUGAAAAAGGCCUCGGCUCAUCGACAGAUAUCUUUUGAAAUAAAGAUAUAUCCUCCAUGCUCCUCAGGCACCUUUCAUUAGAAAGCUGGAUUCCCCUGUUUCAAAAACACAAAUUGGAUCUCACGGAUUUCCUGGCCAUGACCGACCCCGCCGAUUUUGAAAACAUCGGUGUCAAAGAACCCCACGUUUGUCGAAGAUUAUCUCUUUGUGCGCGAUCCAUGCAAGCCCGUGUCCACCAUCAUCGCCAAUAUACCGCCCAAAAAUCAAAAUCACUGCCACCAUCCACCAGCACGUUGAAGUCUUACCACGAUCCAUUUCCUCCCCAUUCUGCUCUUCCCAACACGGAAGUCGUUCGGAUAGACGAUGAGUUGUUCACGCAUGCGGAAGAUGAGGAUGAAGCUUGUAUUCUACGCGCUGUGAAUGCGCUGGAUUCAUACCUAUUGUCGCUGCGUCAGACGUCAUCAUGUGAUCCAACGACACCUCUGACUUGUCUGUCACCGCCGUCGUAUAUUUCGUCCAUGUAUCAGACAUGUGAUCGUGUUUCUCUUCCCGAUACAAUGUCGACGCCGACGCCGUUACUGUCACGAUCGCAGCAUGUCAAAACACAACGACCCACUUCACUUCCCGCGUAUCUGGAAUACCCAACAUCGGAUCCUGGUGAUGAUAUCAUAUCCCCUCCUGAGUAUCCGGAAUUAGAAAGAUGCAAUUCACUCAUGCAGACGUGCGAACAAGUCAAUAGCGAAGAAAAACUACCGGCCUAUGAGUGCACGGUAUACAAAAUGGGCCAUGUCAGUAUCAAGCGUGAAAUGGAUGCACCCGGUGUGCAAAGCCGUUGGCGGUACUGGCGUGGAUUGUACGUUGCACUAUGGGGCACAGUGCUCCGUAUCUACAAAACCGAGCCCAGCGAGGCCCAUUGCAAAUAUCGAUAUCAUCCAAGGAUUCCUUUUCUUAGUAAAGUGCGACAAGAAAAUGCGCCACUCAUGACACUGUCUUUGGCAGGUGCCGACGCAAGAAAAGCUUUGGAUUAUAACCGAAGACCACACACAUUACGUCUGACCACCGCCAACGGACCCCAGCUGUUACUUCACCUCCACUCCUACAUUGAAAUGAUUUCAUGGAUCGAACAUUUGCAAGCAGCCAUCAACAUUUCUUCCGAUUUGGAACAUCGGCCCAUGCCACGCUUCAUGACAUUGCUCUUGCCAGGUCAUUCGGAUCCUUUGGUAGCCCAACAAAUGCUCAUGUUUGAAUACCUCCGUGAACAACGCUUACGCCAACAAGAGGAAACACUCAUUUAAACUGUUAUACUAUGUAUUCUUUAUUUUUUGUACAUAACUAUGCCAUGCUAUUAUACCUACUAUAAGAACUAUCGUUAAUGAAGGAAACGCUAUUAAAUUGUAUAUUACCUUUUUUUAUAUAUAAACGGAUGAUCCUUAUC